AUGGGAGAUUCACAAGCAAAAUAUAAUAUAUGGACUGCGGAGGAGAGCAAUGAAUUAUUAAGACUUAUGGUUGAUGCUGCAAUGCGAGGAUGGCGUGAUAGGAAUGGUGUGUUGAACAAAAGAACAGUGGAAAUAAAAAUACUUCCCACUCUUAAUCCAAAACUUGGGUGUGAAAAGACUUUUGCACAGUAUCAAAGUCGUUUGAAGUGGUUCAAACAACGAUAUAACAACUACUGUAAGCUUAUGCGUCAUAGUUCUGGGUUUGGAUGGAAUUCUAUGACAAAGAAAUUCACAGCUAGUGAUGAAUCUCACCCUAAACAUGAACAUUAUCGGACUGAUAAUUUUGAGGAUUAUGAAGACUUAAGACUUGUAGUUGGGAAUGGAACUGCUACAGGAAAAUACGCAAUUGGACUUGGAGAUGACACUGAUGCGAGAACCUUUGAAACAGAAGAAAAUGGGGGUACUAACUUAUUAGAUGAUUACGUGUUUAAUCACAACAGUGGUGAAUUCAUACAAAGCAAUAGGCAAGAAUCUUCAUAUCAUCCUCUAUUUUUUGAGGACCUUGCUUUACCAUUACCACCUCAACCUAUGAGUUCUGAGGUUCCACAAGCAACUAGAAAAUGA
Molecule: messenger RNA, 624 nt
Organism: Zingiber officinale
Lineage: Eukaryota; Viridiplantae; Streptophyta; Magnoliopsida; Zingiberales; Zingiberaceae
Exons: 2
Coding region: 1-624 (207 amino acids)
Source: RefSeq, a predicted model, not a curated record